GGUGGAGCAUAUUCAGAAAGCUAGCUACUGACAGGUGUAUAAGUAGUGGUGAGGAAGGGCACAGGUGAUACACCUGUUUCAAGACAGUAGCAAGCACAGGUGCAUUUAGAAAACUUCUAACUUUGCAUGAUGAGUGCUUUUGAUCCACAGACACGUUCUCCACCACGCUGUGGGCCACAGUUUCCAAGUAUUGGACAGGAACCUCCAGAAAUGAAUAUCUACUGUGAUAGCAUCUUCCACCCUCAGACAAUGCCUAGUCCUCAGCGACCUUCAAACUUUGAAACUGGAGAUUACAGCACAACUCCAAAUCCUUACUUGUGGCUAAAUGGACCAUCCAUCACACCACCUCCAUAUUUUCCAGGAUCUAACACCAGCCACUUCAUGCCUCAGUCAUAUGGGAUGCAAAGACAGCUCUUGCCUAACAUGCAUGGCUUAGGAGGUUCUGAAUUAGGUUGGCUUCCAAUUCCUUCCCAAGAAGAACUCAUGAAAUUGGUGAGACCUCCUUACUCCUAUUCUGCACUGAUAGCCAUGGCAAUUCAUGGUGCCCCUGACAAAAGACUGACACUCAGCCAGAUCUACCAGUAUGUUGCUGAUAAUUUUCCAUUUUACAACAAAAGCAAGGCUGGGUGGCAAAAUUCAAUCCGGCAUAAUUUAUCUCUUAAUGAUUGUUUCAAAAAAGUUCCACGGGAUGAAGAUGAUCCAGGAAAAGGAAAUUACUGGACCCUAGAUCCUAAUUGUGAAAAGAUGUUUGAUAAUGGAAACUUCCGCAGAAAGAGGAAGAGAAAGUCAGACAGCAAUGGACAGUUAUCUUCUGACAAAUCUGAGGGGAGUCCACUGUCUAACAGCCCAAAGAAUGGUGAACAUCAAGACAUGCUGGAGAGCUCCUCACCAGGAGCUGAUGAUUCAUCUGAGAAAAGAUUAUCUCCACCCGCUAUAACGCCAUGCCUUAACAACUUUCUCUCUAGCAUGACUUCCUAUGUUAAUAGUGCCAACUCAGUAAGUAGGCCACUUGGACUCAAUAAUGAAACUUCUGACAAACUAGGACAGAGCAUGACUGGUUUUAACUCUUAUUCUCCACUUUCAAACUUAGCCAAUCAUGGAGGGUCAGAGUGGUCGAGUACAGCACCAUCAAAUCCCUUUGGCUAUGGCAGCGCAGUUUUAAAUCAGUUCAAUUCCCAUUUCUAUAACAGCAUCAGUACAAAUAGCACCCUCUAUUCCAGAGAAGGAACAGAAGUAUAAGCAUAAGUAUAAUUUAUAAUGUAUUGCACUGUAAUGUAGUUACAAGAAAAUGUUCAGCAACUAAACAUAACCACUGUAUCUUGUAAAAUACAUUUCUAUAAAAACAUGUAUUAUGAUAAAAAGCAAAAAGAAAAGUCACCUCACAUCAUAUGCUCUGAUUACAGUAUCUGUUGCAUUAUUUGUUUUCUAAUUUAAAUGAUAAAGGUCUUAAACCUAUCAUUCCUUUAUUGGAAUAUUGCCUUAUUAUUAUUAUUACUACUACACACUGCCUUUUAUUGCUUAGUACUUGCCUAGUGCAUAAUUUUUUGAAAUGUUAUAGUUUCAAAAAAUGCACCUGUACGUACAUAUUAUCGAGCAUAAUCAGUGCUAUCGCCAAGCAGUGCUGAAUUGUAUAUAUUUUAGCAUACACAUCAAUAUUUUAUAUAAAUGUUUACUACUGGGAAUUCUUCUGUAGGAUCGGGCUAAUUGUGAUGGGAUGCAUGUAUGACUUCCAUGCCUUUUUACAGAUGUAAAGUAUGUUUAUGAAUUACAGCUGACUUCACUGUGUGGGCAAACAUGGGUUAUUUUGUAAUAAAAAUAUAC
Bufo bufo (common toad) is the source of this 1821-nucleotide messenger RNA. RefSeq names its product forkhead box I1 (gene FOXI1). Gene Ontology annotation, biological process: regulation of transcription by RNA polymerase II; cell differentiation; anatomical structure morphogenesis. Gene Ontology annotation, molecular function: RNA polymerase II cis-regulatory region sequence-specific DNA binding; DNA-binding transcription factor activity, RNA polymerase II-specific. The transcript has 2 exons. Bases 127 to 1239 code for a protein of 370 amino acids. The record is from RefSeq and is a predicted model, not a curated record. NCBI's taxonomy places the organism in Eukaryota, Metazoa, Chordata, Amphibia, Anura, Bufonidae.